Striga hermonthica is the source of this 951-nucleotide messenger RNA. Lineage: Eukaryota; Viridiplantae; Streptophyta; Magnoliopsida; Lamiales; Orobanchaceae. The record is from the annotation of a GenBank genome assembly.
AUGUCGACUCUCUGCGUACCGUCACACCUUCCCUCUGUGGCCGAAGACUGCGAGCAGCUCCACAAAGCCUUCUCUGGAUGGGGGACCAAUGAAGAUUUGAUCAUAUCAAUCUUGGGACACAGAAAUGCGGCCCAGCGCAAGGCUAUUAGGCAAGCCUACGCCGAGACUUAUGGAGAAGAUUUGCUCAAGGCUUUGGAUAAGGAGCUCACCAAUGACUUUGAGAGGGUUGUGUUGCUGUGGACAUUGGACCCUCCCGAGCGUGAUGCCCUCUUGGCGAACGAGGCUCUUAAAAAGUGGACUUCGAGCAAUCAAGUUCUUGUCGAGAUCGCUUGUACGAGGUCCCCUAAGGAGCUGCUUCUCGCCAGGGAAGCUUAUCAUGUUCGUUUCAAAAGGUCGAUCGAGGAGGAUGUUGCGUAUCACACUUCCGGAGAUUUCCGCAAGCUUUUGGUCCCUUUAGUAAGCUCAUACCGCUAUAGUGGGGAGGACGUGAACCUGAGCCUCGCAAAAACCGAAGCUAAAAUCCUUCAUGAGAAAAUCUCGGAGAAGGCUUACAGCUGUGAUGAUGUCAUCAGAAUCUUGACCACGAGGAGCAAAUCACAAAUCAAUGCAACACUUAACCAAUACAAGAAUUUGUUUAGCAAUGAUAUAAACAAGGAUCUGAAAAGCGACACGAAAGAUGAAUUCCUAUCUCUAUUGAGAGCGACUGUCAAGUGUUUGGCCUAUCCCGAGAAGUACUUUGAAAAAGUGAUUCGGCUAUCGAUCAACAAACUAGGGACUGAUGAAGGGGCCCUCACUAGGGUUGUGGCCACAAGAGCUGAGGUGGACAUGAAAAUCAUUAAAGAAGAGUAUCAGAGGAGGAACAGUGUGCCACUCGACCGGGCUAUUGCCAAGGACACGAGGGGCGACUAUGAGAAGAUGUUGUUGGCCCUGAUUGGCCAUGAGGAAGCUUGA